GUUCUGCGAGCCGGAACACGUGUAAUCUCUUGCGAAGAGUUUAAGGGUCCAGAGGUUUCGGAGUUUUGUUAUCACCGUGAGUGUUCCUUUUUGAUUGCGUUGCAGUCUUGUUCCCACCUCGUCUUUACUUGGUUUCUUGUUGGUCUGGGCUUCUGCCAGCCCAGACUCACGGUGAGAUUGCCGGUCACAUCUCAGAACGAAAAAGGACCUCCUUUCUCCUGGCCUUUGCUGGAGGAGCUGAGGACCGAAUCCAGAGCCUUGCGCUUGCUAGGCAAGUGCUCUACCUCUGAGAGCCCAGAAGACUAUCUGACGAUGAAGCUGAACCUCGUCAAAGUUGUUAAUGGCUGUCGCCUAGGAAACAUACACAACCUGGGCAAAGCCGGCGACUGCACGGUGGAUAUUCCAGGGUGUCUUCUCUACACCAGGACUGGCUCUGUCCCCCACCUGACACAUCAGACUCUGCGUAAUGUGCACGGGGUCCCAGCCAUAGCCCAGCUCACACUGUCAUCCCUAGCAGAACAUCAUGAAGUCUUGGCAGAAUAUAAGAAAGGAGUUGGAAGCUUUAUAGGCAUGCCAGACUUGCUCUUCUAUUGUUCCCUGCACGAUCCAGUCAGCCCCGGCCCAGCUGGUUAUGUAACAAAUAAGUCUGUGUCUGUGUGGGGUUUUGGAGGUCGAGUGGAAAUGACCGUUUCCAAGUUCAUGGCGAUUCAGGAGGCCCUGCAGCCAGAUUGGUUCCAGUGUCUCUCGGAUGGAGAGGCAUCUUGUGCAGAAGCAACAUCCGUAAAAAGGGCCAGGAAGUCUGUGGACCGCUCGCUUCUGUUCCUGGACAGCUGUCUGCGACUACAGGAAGAGUCUGAGGUCCUUCAGAAAAGUGUGAUCAUUGGAGUGAUUGAAGGUGGAGAUGUGAUGGAAGAGAGGUUGAGGUCGGCACGAGAGACAGCCAAGCGACCCGUUGGGGGCUUCCUGCUGGACGGCUUUCAAGGGAAUCCAGCAGUCACAGAAAGCAGGCUGUGCUUGCUGUCCUCAGUCACUGCAGAGCUACCAGAGGACAAACCAAGGCUCAUCUGUGGUGUCAGCCGGCCAGAUGAAGUGAUCGAAUGCAUUGAAAGAGGAGUGGACCUGUUUGAGAGUUUCUUCCCAUAUCAAGUGACCGAGCGGGGCUGUGCCCUGACUUUCACAUUUGAUUGCCUGCUGAAUCCUGAGGAGAAAUUAUUGCAACAAAAUGGAAUCCAAGAAGAAAUAAAAUGCUUGGAUCAAAUAAAGAAAACUGAAGCAACUGGGUGCAACCAAGAGAUGACUUCACUUGAAAUUAAUCUGAAGGAGAAAAAGUACCAGGAAGACUUUGGCCCACUCGUAAGAGGGUGCUCCUGUUACUGCUGUAAGAACCACACGCGUGCCUAUGUCCACCAUCUGCUGGUGACUAAUGAACUCCUGGCCGGUGUCCUGCUUAUGACGCACAACUUUGAGCACUACUUCAGAUUUUUCUGCUCCAUCCGAGAAGCACUAAAGAAUGACACACUGGCACAGCUGAAAGAACUCAUCCGCAGACAGAUGUCUUGAGAACUGGAAAAUGCAAGCCUGUCGUCUCCAAAAACAGUGAAGUGGCAGAGAUCUGAGCUUUCAGCGGGCAUGGUGGUACCAAAGAGCAUCUGCCCCGCACUGCCCACAGGAGUGUGGAGGAAGGCCUUCUGCACACGUCCUGGACCAGAUUGAUCAGAACUGUGACUUUAGAUUUUUCUAGGUUUAUUCUACUAGUGGGUAGAUUUCUUUAGCUGAAGACAAAUGUGUUGUGUGUGAGAGAGCCUUGGAAGGAUCUGAAGUUCUAGAAAGCACUGAGAUGGGUGAGGCACGAGUGGAGAGGACUCUCAUAGCUGGAGCACAGCUGUUCCCUGGAGAAGUCUAGCGAGUCCACAGGUUUUUGUUUCUCCUCAGGCUCCCAGGGGCUCUGGGGCAUACUUUUGUCUUCAGGGCCACCACAGCAGGACAGUCACUCAGGGCUCUCCUGCCUUGACCAUGCUCAUGUCUCCAAGGAAUCUGGGGCUCAAAUCGUGCUUUUGUGAUCCGUUGGCUUCAUCUGGCUACAAGUCUCUUUGUGACCUGUCUUCUGAAAGCCACCAUACUUGCCUGUUAGGAACCAAAUGUUGCCUGGCUGCUUUAUCUGAUUGUGCAGAUCCAGCAUAGCCUGCGUCAGACUCAUAAACCGUCUGUGAUGACUAGCUCUGUCACCGGGGGAGAUUCCUUUGCUGUGUGUUUAUGUGGCCAGAAUCCUGGCCUGACAGCAGAUCAAUUUCCAGUCUACUCAGCUGUAAGCUCAGGCAAAUCCUCACUUUUUCUGUGCCUGUUCCCUCCUGAGUAACCGGGGACAGGCGCAGCAGGAGGAGGGAAAACGUUGAGACUCCCCGU
Messenger RNA from Apodemus sylvaticus (European woodmouse), 2403 nucleotides. It is a transcript of the gene Qtrt2, whose product is annotated as queuine tRNA-ribosyltransferase accessory subunit 2. Lineage: Eukaryota; Metazoa; Chordata; Mammalia; Rodentia; Muridae. The record is from RefSeq and is a predicted model, not a curated record. The coding region runs from base 313 to 1560 and encodes 415 amino acids. The transcript is spliced from 10 exons. Gene Ontology annotation, molecular function: tRNA-guanosine(34) queuine transglycosylase activity.